AUGACCCUUAGAAUUCCAGAUUGGAGACGGUUUGGUAGAUGGGGAAAGCUUGCCCCGAGAUAUAUCAGCUUGUUUAGGAUUGUCGAUCGUAUUGGAGACCUCUUGUACCGACUAGACCUUCCAACAUCGCUGUCGAGUGUGCAUGACGCCUUCCAUAUCUCGAUGCUCAAGAAGCACUUACGAGACGAGGAACAGCAAAGAGUGUUUGAUGUGUCAGAUUUAGAGCUUCAGGCGGAUUUGACUACAGUUGAGACUCCAGUACACAUUCUUGCCAGGGAAGACAAGAAACUUCGGAAUAAAGUAAUUCCAUUGGUUAAGGUGCAGUGGAACAUGAAGGGAAUUGAGGAAGCUUCCUGGGAGCGUGAAGAGGAUAUGCGUCGCGACUACCCACAUCUGUUCGAGCAGGUAGCGGGUCAGGGAUUUGGAGAGCCGUAA
Messenger RNA from Asparagus officinalis (garden asparagus), 435 nucleotides. RefSeq lists its product as uncharacterized. The record is from RefSeq and is a predicted model, not a curated record. Lineage: Eukaryota; Viridiplantae; Streptophyta; Magnoliopsida; Asparagales; Asparagaceae. The coding region runs from base 1 to 435 and encodes 144 amino acids. The transcript has 2 exons.